Messenger RNA from Pyricularia oryzae 70-15, 624 nucleotides. RefSeq lists its product as uncharacterized. Bases 126 to 449 code for a protein of 107 amino acids. The transcript has 3 exons. NCBI's taxonomy places the organism in Eukaryota, Fungi, Ascomycota, Sordariomycetes, Magnaporthales, Pyriculariaceae. The record is from RefSeq and is a predicted model, not a curated record.
GUUGCGAGAAAGAGCAAGAGAGCAAGAGCAAGAGAGAGAGAGAAAGGGAUAACGAGUCGAGGUCGAGGAAAUGAAGAGACAAACAGGAAACCACUGGGCCUAAGCCUCUUCUGUGUUCUCUACCCAUGUACCGCCCACCUCACAGCUUAUCGUGCCUAUCGACCGCCAUGGACACGCCGAGCUUUCAACAGACGCACAAAACGCUUCUCGGGACCGAUUUUGCAAAUGACAAGCCACCCAACAUUUGUUCACUUCAUACGCCACUCAUAAUCUACGAAGUAUCGACAAAAACGCAGCAUGCACGCAAGCCAAGUCAGGAGGAAAAGGCGGAGUUCAGAGUUCGAAAACCAAUCUCACCCUCACUUCAGCCCCCGGGCCAAGUCCGAAGCCUUAGCCCCGUAGCUGGGAAGCUAUGUCCACUUCAUUCCGCACCUCCUCAAGCGAGUUGAGAAGCGAGAAAGGCUCCUGGCCAAACCGCACAAGCCUACCCAAAGACGAUCGCGCGAUCUCAGACAAAUGCCAGUGGCUAGUGUUGGGAUUCCAGUGGCGAAACCCACUCCUCCAAAUCUUACCACAAUGUCCAGUGCACCAGUUCCUACUGAGUAUGCAUGCCAAGAUGCCUAC